GAGCCCGCGGUGUCUUCUCCACGCCCCUGCGCUCAGCUUUAGCCUCGGUCACUGAGAGACGCCCUGGAAAGUCUGUGGCGGCCUCUGUCACACUGGGACCCCCACUGGCAGCGGGAAGCAGAGGGAGUACCCUGGAACAUCCCGGAAGCCGGGAAAUGGACACAGUGGCCUUUGAGGAUGUGGCUGUGAACUUCACCCAGGAGGAAUGGGCUUUGUUGGGUCCAUCACAGAAGAAUUUGUACAGAUAUGUGAUGCAAGAAACCAUCAGGAACCUGGACUGUAUAAGAAACAUAUGGGAAGGCCAGAAUACUGAAGAUCAGAACAAAAAUCCUAGGAGAAAUCUAAGAUGUCAUAUGGUAGAGAGAUUCAGUGAAAGUAAAGACAGUGGUCAAUGUGGAGAAACAUUUAGCCUGAUUCGAGGUAGUAUUGUGAACAACAGCAUUUGUCCUGGAGAAGAUCCAUGUCAAAGCACCGAGUGUGAAGAAGUCAUAAUGGGUCAUUUAUCCCUUAAUAGCCACAUCACAGUUAAUGCUGGAUACAAACCUUGUGAGUAUCAGGAAUAUGGCGAGAAGCCACAUACAGAUAAACAACGUGGGAAAGCCUUCAGUUAUCAUCACUCCUUUCAGUCGCGUGGAAGGCCUCACACUGGAAAGAAACGCUAUGAGUGUAAGGAAUGUGGAAAAACCUUCAGUUCUCGUAGAAACCUUCGAAGACACAUGGUAGUGCAAGGUGGAAACAGACCUUAUAAAUGUAAGUUGUGUGGGAAAGCUUUUUUUUGGCCCAGUUUAUUGCGUAUGCAUGAAAGAACGCACACUGGAGAGAAACCGUAUGAAUGUAAGCACUGUUCUAAAGCCUUUCCUUUUUACAGUUCCUAUCAAAGACAUGAGAGAACGCACACUGGGGAGAAACCGUAUGAAUGUAAGCAGUGUUCUAAGGCCUUGCCUGAUUCCAGUUCCUAUAUAAGACAUGAAAGAACUCACACUGGAGAGAAACCCUAUACAUGUAAACAAUGUGGGAAAGCCUUCAGUGUUUCCAGUUCCCUUCGAAGACAUGAAACCACUCACAGUGCAGAGAAACCCUAUGAGUGUAAGCAAUGCGGGAAAGCAUUUCAUCAUCUUGGAAGCUUUCAAAUACACAUGAAAAGGCACACUGGAGAUCGACCUCAUAAAUGUAAGAUAUGUGGGAAAGGCUUUGAUCGUCCUAGUUUAGUUCGAUAUCAUGAACGAAUUCACACAGGAGAGAAACCCUAUGAAUGCAAGCAGUGUGGGAAAGCAUUAUCUCAUAGCUCAAGCUUUCGAAGACACAUGAUAAUGCACACUGGAGGUGGACCUCAUAAAUGCAAGGUAUGUGGGAAAGCCUUUGUUUAUCCCAGUGUAUGUCAAAGACACGAAAAGUCUCACAGUGGAGAGAAGCCCUAUGAAUGCAAGCAGUGUGGGAAAGCGUUAUCUCAUAGCUCAAGCUUUCGAAGACAUAUGGUAAUGCAUACAGGAGAUGGGCCGAAUAAAUGCAAGGUAUGUGGGAAAGCCUUUGUUUAUCCCAGUGUAUGUCAAAGACAUGAAAAGACUCACUGGAGAGAAACAAUAUGA
Molecule: messenger RNA, 1586 nt
Organism: Piliocolobus tephrosceles (Ugandan red Colobus)
Lineage: Eukaryota; Metazoa; Chordata; Mammalia; Primates; Cercopithecidae
Gene: ZNF563
Product: zinc finger protein 563
Exons: 4
Coding region: 156-1586 (476 amino acids)
Biological process (GO): regulation of DNA-templated transcription
Cellular component (GO): nucleus
Source: RefSeq, a predicted model, not a curated record